AUGGCUGAGAAGAAACCCUCUGUCAAGUCUGGCAGCAAAAAGGGUCAACAUGGCUCACUCGAGAAAACUCACACUACAGCUGCCAUCGAUGGUCGUCACCUGGUCAGCGAUGGCGUUGCUAGAGACAAGAACUCCGCGUACCGUCACCACCGACCAAACAGCAAAAUCUUUGAGAAAGAGGAUGAACUAAAAGACGUCCGCCAGUUGCUAGAGAGCAAGGACGAAACCCUGCACGAGGUGGUCGGCACUGGAACCUUUGCUGAUGUGUACCGCGGUGUGAACCAUCGCCUGAACAAGGUCAUCGCCGUGAAGAUAAUUGAUCUGAAGAAGACUAGUGCCCACUACCGAGAACAGCUGCUGCCACAGGAGAUUGCUAUCAUCAAGCAGCUGAAGCACCCUCGCAUCGUCAAGAUCUACCACAUCUCCCAGGUGGGCUACAAGGUCGUCCUGGUGAUGGAGUUUGCCAGCAAGGGCACUCUCUCCGACCUGAUUUGCUCCAUUGGAGCGCUCAAAGAGCCCGUCGCCUGGACUAUGUUCCGCGAUGUGCUCGAAGGUCUGGGCUACAUGCACCACCGCUCCAUUGCCCACCGAGACCUGAAGCUGGAGAACAUUCUCAUCAACCACAACAACCUGCCCAAGCUGGCCGACUUUUCCUUUGCUGUGUACUUCGACGGUCACACCCUGUGCACCAAUCACUGCGGCUCCAUUCCCUACUUUGCGCCUGAGAUGCUCUCCAAUGCGCCCUACCACCCACUUCUGUCUGACGUGUGGAGCAUGGCGGUGUGCAUCUACAUCACCACCAAUGACACCUUUCCCUUUCGCAUUGGCGACGAUCGGGCCAUGCUGGCGGCGCAGCUGGCCAAGGCCUGGAAGUUCCGCACUCGAACUGAGCAGACCUUCUCCGAGGCGUACAAGUCACUGAUCAAAGCAAUGCUGCAGCCUGAUCCGGCCAAGCGUAUUCGCACUGAGGAGAUUCUGCGUCACAGCUGGAUAACUACCGAGCAGCGAACCGAAUGA
Molecule: messenger RNA, 1017 nt
Organism: Rhagoletis zephyria (snowberry fruit fly)
Lineage: Eukaryota; Metazoa; Arthropoda; Insecta; Diptera; Tephritidae
Source: RefSeq, a predicted model, not a curated record